AUGUCUCGCGAAGCCUACAAAGUUCCCACAGGCCAAACUGGGUAUACUGGCGCAACCGGUAUCGUCGAAGGAACCACCAACGAUGCGGUUUCCGUAACCUAUGUCUGUGGUGAUUGCAACUCCCGCGUCUCCAUGAAGCGUGGGGAUCAGAUCCGCUGCAAGGAAUGUGGGCAUCGUGUGCUGUAUAAGGAGAGGACUAAGAGAAUGGUGCAGUUUCAAGCCCGAUGA
Histoplasma mississippiense is the source of this 228-nucleotide messenger RNA. RefSeq lists its product with no specific name. The record is from RefSeq and is a predicted model, not a curated record. Gene Ontology annotation, biological process: DNA-templated transcription. Gene Ontology annotation, cellular component: RNA polymerase III complex; RNA polymerase II, core complex; RNA polymerase I complex. Lineage: Eukaryota; Fungi; Ascomycota; Eurotiomycetes; Onygenales; Ajellomycetaceae. Gene Ontology annotation, molecular function: DNA-directed RNA polymerase activity; zinc ion binding; DNA binding. The transcript has 2 exons. Bases 1 to 228 code for a protein of 75 amino acids.